Pectinophora gossypiella (pink bollworm) is the source of this 2222-nucleotide messenger RNA. RefSeq lists its product as uncharacterized. The coding region runs from base 182 to 1228 and encodes 348 amino acids. The record is from RefSeq and is a predicted model, not a curated record. The transcript has 3 exons. Lineage: Eukaryota; Metazoa; Arthropoda; Insecta; Lepidoptera; Gelechiidae.
ACAUCGCACGUAUUUUAGAGAUAUCGAUUUACUUAAUCGAUACCAUAAUGUUUUUUCCAGUACCUACAUCCCUAACAGUAUGGCCAACAAACGUCAUUCUUUUUUCGUGCGAGGCUGCGCACGCACGUAUUAUAACCUUAUCGUCGUUCUAAUACCUUAGUGUCGUUAUUUUUCAAAUAUCAUGCCGAAAAGAAAACAUUGUGAUGAUGGUGACAAAAUUGAGCGUUACAAACGCAAAAUCAGAAAACUGGAAGAGAAAUCUCGCCAGAAAGAAACGCGAAAACGUGUCAUAACUUAUUCAUCGUCGGAUUCCGAGAAAAAUUCAGAUGAUGAACAACCGAUUAAGGACGUCGAGGCGGCGGAGUCCGCGGAGGAUUUACUCCCGGACGACCCCGCGCCUGCAGAAGACAGCGCCAAUGCCGACUCUGUUGAGAUUCCCCAACUUGAUCCGGAGAUACUCGCGGCGCUAGGUGAAUCUACGCAAGAUACGCCCAACUUUGGCCCUAAAAUACACGAUAGCUUGGCACAACUGUGGUUGCCAAUAUUACGUAAAGGUCUUGAUAAAGAGGUAAAAGAAAAAUUGCUGAAACAAUUUUUAAUACCUGAAAACUGCCCUCUACUGAAGGCACCAAAAUUAAAUCCCGAAAUAUCGGCAGUAGUACCGGAAGCUAGUAAGGCUCGCGACAAGAGAGUUGAGACCGUUCAACAGCAGCUAGGCCUGGGUAUUACGGCCCUCAAUAAAGGACUGGAACUCCUUUUAGAUGAUGGACAAAAUAGGCUCGAAGCCAUUAAAUAUCUAAGUGACAGUUGCCGACUCCUGUGUGAGGUGCACUUUACGGAGACCGAGGCUAGGAAGAAGUUUGUAACCCCUGGAUUGAACAAGACGUUCUUAAAUAUAGUACAAGAUGUAGAAAGGGAUGAGAUGCUUUUCAGUAAGAAGCUUCCUGAAAAGAUCAAAGCAUCUAAAGCAAUUGAGAAACAGGGGCUGCAAAUUAAGAAGCCCCCUCCAUCUAACUCAAAGCCGAAUAAUCCUCCAACCUCACAGCCGUCAACAAGCCGUUCUCGUCAGUCGGGAAACUGGUCGAGCCCCCGUUACUCCUCGAACAGAGGGGGGAGGGGGGGAGCGAAACGGACAUCAGCAGCAGGUCGUGGCAGGGGCACGCCAACGGCGACCCAUUCGAAGCAGACCAACCAGAGCAAGCAGCGAGCCACAACGCAACAGCAAUAGAGAACGCGUCAUCCUCUACACCGCAGUCUUACCCUGGGGGCCGCGACGCUCUCAGGCUUGCCCUUACAAGACGGAAAACCCCGGAGGUAGCAUUAGAUCUGAUGCUAGCUUCAGUAUCGGAAAAUACAAUGAAGCAAUACUCCGUUACUUAUAAGUUAUGGUGGCAAUUCUGUCAUAAAAAUAGCAUCAACUUAUUUGAACCUGAUAUUGCAUCUGUUAUUACUUUUCUAGUAGAUCAAUAUAAUAAAGGAUCAUCAUACGGUUCAAUUAAUAGCCACCGGUCUGCCCUAUCGUUACUCGUAGGGAAUAACGUAGGCUCAGACGAACAAGUAAAACGGUUAUUGAAAGGAGUUUACAAACUGAAAACACCUCGUCCCAAAUACAACAGUACUUGGGAUCCGCAAGUCGUACUGAAUCACAUUUCUCAGUGGUAUCCUAAUUUAGAAAUUUGCCUCGAACUGUUGACUAAAAAGCUUGUGGUGUUACUGGCUCUUUGUACAGGGCAUAGAUUACAAACAUUGUCGUUAAUAAAAAUUAACAAUAUUUGUACUUCUUCUUCGGGACUAAAAAUUUUAAUUACUGAUAUAGUCAAAACGUCAGCAGCAGGUCGAGACCAACCGCUUUUGGUUUUGCCAUAUUUUGUGACCAACCCUGCUAUUUGUCCGGCUAAGACCCUCGAGGAUUAUCUCUCGGCUACAGCAAAUUUGCGUCCUGAAGGUACAGAUAACCUUCUAGUGUCAUACAAAAGGCCACAUAAGAAGGCCACAUCUCAGACCAUCGGCCGCUGGAUCAAACAGACGCUGGCGGUGAGCGGCAUCGAUGUUGCCGUGUUUGGCGCGCACAGUACGCGACAUGCCUCCACCUCCGCUGCCGCCACCGCGGGCGUCUGCGUCGACACCAUUCGUAAGGCGGCUGGCUGGACCAGCACAUCGCUAACCUUUGCCAGAUUUUAUAAUAGGCCUGUUAGCGAUGAUGGUGUCUUUGCUCGAGCGGU